GGUCUCAUCAGUGAAUGAACUGAAUCAAGCACAAGCCACACAGAUAGUAAGAGCCUCUUUCUGCUGUGCAGGAUCGCCAGACGAACAGACACCUUUACUUUGCAUCGCAAGCGAAGGAACUGGAGCUCUCUCUCUGCUUCAUGGUGUUUGCAAAGCAAGCUGUCAUCUCUCUCUGGAUCAAACAAAACAAAGAAAAAAGACCAACGACCAUUUAAUUUUCUCUGUUGUGUCUCAUUUCAUUCUGCAUUUAAAGUCUGUUGCCAGCUGUUGUGGCAUCCAGCUUGGGAAUAAACAAUUACAACACGUCAAACAGAACAAACCUCAGCUGUUCCUAAAGAAGUGGAUUUCUUGUAACUUUUUUGUGUGUGUCUAAGAAGGGUACACCUUACACACCACGGAGGGCAAAGGUCACUCAGCCGGCAAGGAGCUUCUCUUCACGCCUGGGCCUUAAGAAUCAGCCAAGACGCCGCGUGCCGUGCUCCGCGUGAAAAAUGCUCAGGCGCGGUUGGCGAAGCCGUCGCCCGAGCCGGCCCCUGCCCCGGGGCUGUACAUGGAGCGCUCUCAGAGCCGCAUCAGCCUCUCCGCCUCGUUCGAAGCCCUGGCCAUCUACUUCCCCUGCAUGAACUCCUUCGACGAGGACGAUGUCGAUGGCGAGGGGCGGAAGGUGAAGGGCACGAUCCAGCGCAGCACGGAGACGGGGCUGGCCGUGGAGAUGCCCAGCCGCACGGUGAGGCAGGCCAGCCAUGAGUCCAUCGAGGACAGCAUGAACAGCUACGGCUCCGAGGGCAAUCUGAACUACAGUGGUAUGUGUCUGGCCUCAGACGCUCAGUUCAGUGACUUCCUGGAUGGGAUGGGCCCAGCGCAGUUCGUGGGGCGGCAGACGCUGGCCACACCUUCCAUGGGGGAUGUGGAGAUCGGGCUGCUGGAGAGGAAUGGCCAGCUGGAGGUGGAGAUCAUUCAGGCCAGGGGGCUCACGCUGAAGGCAGGGUCCAAAACCCCCCCAGCUGCAUACAUAAAAGUGUAUCUACUUGAAAACGGCAUCUGCAUCACCAAAAAAAAGACAAAGUCGGCGCGGAAAUCCCUGGACCCCCUGUACAACCAGGUGCUGGUCUUCUCCGAAAGUCCUCAGGGGAAAAUCGUUCAGGUGAUUGUGUGGGGGAACUACGGGCGCAUGGACCGCAAGUGCUUCAUGGGAAUGGCCCGCAUCCUGCUGGAGGAGCUGGACCUGUCCACCAUGGUGAUCGGCUGGUACAAGCUCUUCCCCACCUCCUCCAUGGUGGACCCCGCGAUGGCGCCGCUGAUCCGGCACUCCUCCCAGCUGUCGCUGGAGAGCACGGUGGGGCCCUGCUGCGACCGAUCCUAACACUGCCAGCGGGGGACUGUGUUUUUCGUGCGUCUCUUUCUGUGCCCGAGGCGCCCGCCUCCGGGCGCUGCAUGCAUGUCUCCAGGGCCCGGCUGCGAGGGGGGAGGGUGGGGGGGUGAGGCUGCUCUUUGGCGUCUGGCAGGGGAGACUUAACCGGAGCGGACCAGUGGACUCAGAAUCAUGACCAAGGAACUCUGGGAAACCCCAUGAUUCCACCUGCAGGCAAGGGCUGUCAUCACGUCCUGGGGUUCGACACGCAGGUUCUCUCCACCCUAUCUGAGCUGUUACCUCACAGUGUUGGAAUCAGUGGAGGAUCAAUAUAUUGUUUGACACGGGAGUGGUUUUGUUAACAACAGGAUGCAGAAUCUCUCACGGCGGAUUCUCUGUCACUUAGCGGGGUUGGAGUGCAGAUCGAGUACCUGGUACUGAAGGAACACAAACAAACCGAAUAGCAGAUAUCACUCAACGGUCAAGCAAAAAUCUUGUUGCACAUGGAUAUUAGUCGAGUGUCACACAAACAGCUUCAGAUGUUGGCAUUGUAUUUAUCUGAAACACAAAUUGGGUUCAAGAGGUCCUGCAAGUGAUCGCUGUUGACGCUUGACUCACUCGUGAGCUGCAUCCUUCACUGAGUUUCUACUCUGCCAAUCUACCAGCAAGUGUCUUGAAUCUUUGUGGCUUGUGCCAGUGUGAAUUGAAUAGAUUUGCUUCUUGAACUGAAAUCUUAAUAGUGUGUAUCACUCAAGAUAGAUAUUUGAGCAGUAGAGUUAGGUGCAGAGCGCUUUUAUAAUGAGUGAUUAUCCCAUUGGAUCAAUACGAAACAUUUUGUUCUUAGUUUAUACAAUGAUUUCUAGAACUGAAGAAAAAAAUUGUGCGUUUUAGUUCAUUUUCUUAUCAGACAACUGCUAAUAAUAUUGGUUGGAAUGAUUAGAGCACAGAGAAAUCCUGCAAAAAAAAAUCAUUUUUAGGGAUGAAAGACUGUGCACAAAAAUUUAACAAGAUUAGGUAAAUGAAUAAUUGAAAGUGAAUGAGUUAGUAUUUUAUUGCCAUGAAUGUUUAAAUCAUUGGUAGUCAGGGCUGAUCCAAAGUGUUUUUUAUCCUUUGGAACUGAUGAAGAGUGAUGUUUAGUGAAGAAAAAUGAAGUGUGUGAAACAGGAAGUAUUUUGGCACUGGUGGGUCUGCACAACUUUAGCACUAGGAAUCACUUUGGCAUGAAAAUUGUGUAUUUUAAUUAGGCAGAGUAGCAGUAGAAAAGCAUGAGGUGGUUAUUAGUAAGAGGGAACCAGCAGAAAUUUAGCUGGUGAAAAUAAGCCCUUUUUUUUUACUUGGUUUAGGGAACAAAUAUGUAGCAGCAAAUUACUCUAGUAGAUUUUUAGACGCAAUACUGCUCUAUACUGUGAGCCACACUGGAAACACACCAGACAAGAGAUGCAGUCGAACUCAUUGUUUUAGUUUAUCUUUGAGAAAAAUUCUGAAAGUAUUUUUAAAAUGCCAAAUAAAAAUCUCUUUGGAAUUGGUGAUCUCAGCAAAGUGGCACCCACAGACCAACUGCAUGUUUGAAUUCUGAUCAUUUCUCCGCAUUUUGAAAAUGUCUGAAGCCAUUUAUGUGUUUCAGUAACAUGCUUAAAACUGAAACUUCAUUUGAGUGCACUUAUUUUUAUUUUUAAUAAAAUACAAUAUUGCAGAUUUGCAUAUAUUAACAAAGCUCAUGAUGAAAUGUCGUAAAUCAAAUUCAUGUUAAAUGUGUUGCUGUUUUGUGCAGACAGAUUGUAAUGAGCUUAUUGCUCUGUGUUCUAGGCAGGAUUAUGUUUGACAUGUGACAUAUGUAACAACAUAAUUACAAUAGUAAUUAUACAUGUAUCAGGAAUACACAUCAGACACUUCAAAAUAAAGAUACAUUCUUUCUUUGAAAUUGAGUCUUCACAGCCAAACACAAGAAUUUCAAGAAUCUCCCUUCUGAAACUUCAAUGUUAAAUGGCUUAUAAAUAUAAAGUUGUUCUAAAACAAAUACAGAUAAAAAACUAAACAGUAUGUAGCAUUUCUAUAUAUAUCCAUUUUCAGAUUUGCCAAAGGUUUUGUACAGAUAGAACACAGAAAGAAGCAUCUCUCUCAGUACAACAUCACAGUUCAUGUAAUAAUAUACUGUGUUGUGUAAACGAUCUGCGCUGAAACUCGAACAGAAUGCUUUGUGAAUUUAAUGUACUGUAUUUAAGAGUGUUUUAUUUGUACCUUCAUGUGUUCGGAGCUUAUUUUCUUUUCUUUGAAAGCAAUAAGUUUUAGUGCCCUGUUGGAACCAGCAGGCGUCCAGCUGUCUGCCUGUUCUGAGUUAUGCCACACGGAGCUGUGUAGGGCAGACUGCUCGACUGCUUGAGGAGGAAGCACACCAGUGUCACCAUGUACCUGAUACAUACAGCACGUUACGAAAACCUGUCAAUGACAAACACAGAAAGACAUUUUCUAAAUACUACAUGCGGUACACUUGCUAGCUUUGAAUGAAAUAUUAUACGUAUUAAUAAGAUAUAGGGAAAUACAACAUUUCCAAAUAAUACACUGUAAUAUAGCGGAAAUAUAAGGGAAGAUCUCAAUGUACUGUAUGUUUACUGUAGUGUUCAGGCUUGGUAAUGUAACUUCCAGAUUUCUAUAUGGUCUUAAAAAAUGGAUUUCCUAAGGGGUCAAGUAGCCCCUUUCCUGUUAUUUAAUACCAGUUUGAAGCACACUGAUGUUGCCCCGUCCCUUCUAGAGAAACAAUGCAAAUAAAGACAAGAUAUAAAGAGUAGUGCUAGAGAAAUUCUCUCUGCAGAAAUGUAGUAAAUGACUGUCUGUAAAUUCCACGUGUUUAGGUUUAAAUUCUCUGUUGCAGAUGACUGAGAGAUGUUUACAGUAUGUGUUAUUAAAAUCUGUUAGUUCAGUGCUAUUUUCUAAGUAUAACAAAAUAACUCAUUUUAAGUGCAUCGUAUUGUAAAAUGCAUUGUUUAAUGUUUGCUCUCAAUACUUGAUUGUUAGAAACUAGAAUAGGAAUUUACUGGAAUUUCCACGUGUUUGGUUUACCUUUGACUACCUUUCACUUAGCUACCUGUUUAACUACCGGAUGAUCAACAGGGGCUUUACAGCCUCCCUCUCGCUUGCAGCCUUCCUUCUGAUUGGAUGGUGCCACAGACUGGGUUUUGUUUUCAAUCACUAGGAAUCUUUUAAGGAGCAGCUAAUUUGGACUUUUACCCCAAAUUUCAACUUCAACUCCAAGGCAACACCUUUUUAACAUAUUCAUUUACAAUUUUGUUAUCAGAAUGUCCCAUUAAAUGAAGUGGGCCGAAGCAACAUUUCGCCGUUGCCUCACACACGGAUGCGUUUUGACAACACCAUUGUAAACAAAUGUACUGAAGUGCAAACAAUUGCUUUUUUAAACUAUUGUUAAGUCAAGUCUGCGUUAACAAAGGUUUUCAAACACUGCUCUGUCACCUCAGCACCUGAGUGUAUAGGAGAUCUGCAGUCACGCCUUUCACCAUGAGUUAUGCUUACACAGAAACCUGCUUGUACAUGUAUUUUGUCAGUAUUCUACAAAGGUUUGAUGAAGGGUAAUUUAGCAUGAGAAAAUCAUACUGAAAAGGAGGUUUUUGUCAAAAUUAUUUAUACCCUUUGAAUGUAUUUCAAUUGACUGACCUCAUUUUAAAAAAAAGCAUGGACUAUUUAAACCUCAAUCUUUUGAAAGUAGAUUUGAAAGAGAAAUGUUAAUGUUGGAAAUAUUUUAACAAUACAUAAUAUAGCUAGUUCUAAAUUCUGUCUCCUGUUUGUUUAUUAGACUCAGAUAUAUUUUAUCUUCUCUCAGAAAAUUAAAGAGAAAGUGUUUUGAGACUUGUUUUAGAUGUUGUUGAAAUGAAUCUGGCUGUUUUAUGAUUGAUAUGCCUGUUUUUUUACCCAUCAAACAACAUCAUUGAAUGAAAAAAGAGGUUCUUUAUCAGAAUGGAGGAGUUUUAACAAUGUAACAUUUUUGAUAAUAAGCGAUUUCAUCAAACUGAUUAACGAUUAGCCUGAAGGUGGUUGGCCAGAGAGUAUUGGAUUUGUUUGAACUUCAGGCUAAUGGACUGAAGUUUAUUUUUUAGCAUUUGAAAGCACUGUUAAUGCAGUACAAUAAGUCUUCACUUAACAGAGGCCUCAGCUAUUGUUAAAAGUGGAUUGGCCAAGGAUGAAGCAAGCUGUCCAUUCUGGACUGCUCUUUAAUUAUGAGUCAAUCACAUAAGAUAAACAAUAUAUUAUGAAUGAACAUAUAUAUAUAUACCUGUAACUGGGAGUGCCCCACUGUAGAAAACCACUUGCUCUAAUCCGCACAGGAGUCCAAAACAGAUGUUUUUAUUUUUAUUAAAUGAAUGAAUCUAAAAAAAAUGAACUGCAAAUAGUGCGGAGAAGGUUCAGUAGUUGCAAGAAAGAUCCACUUUCUUUUCUGAAAAUUGCCCCUCCGUGUUUACUCUGUUCACGUGCCCUGGGUGGCCACUGUAAUCGAGGGCCUCCUGUCGCGUAGAACCGGCAGGGAAAAGGCUCUGUCCGUGACCAGUAUUAGGGGUCUUGGGGUCCCCAACAAAGCCACCUUCCUGCUGAAAUGUACAUAUCAGUCGCGCCUGCGGGCGUGAAACUGGCCACAGCGCUUUCAGCGCCCUCGGCCUGACAGAGCCGUGGGCGGCAACAAAGUUUUAUCUUUUCUUUUUUUCCACACAGAUGUAUUAAGAAUAAUUUAUUAUGUGUAGAUUUUAAUUAUUUACAAUGAUGUUGCAGUUGAAUAAUGCACAAUUUGGUGUCGUUGUUAAACUAUUACAACUGUUAAUAAAAAAGGUUGAUUGAUCCCA
Molecule: messenger RNA, 6195 nt
Organism: Lepisosteus oculatus (spotted gar)
Lineage: Eukaryota; Metazoa; Chordata; Actinopteri; Semionotiformes; Lepisosteidae
Gene: rims4
Product: regulating synaptic membrane exocytosis 4
Biological process (GO): calcium ion-regulated exocytosis of neurotransmitter; regulation of synaptic plasticity; regulation of membrane potential
Cellular component (GO): presynaptic membrane; cytoskeleton of presynaptic active zone
Molecular function (GO): transmembrane transporter binding; small GTPase binding
Source: RefSeq, a predicted model, not a curated record